CAUUCUCAUCAUAAACCCUUGAAAACUAAAAACCCUCGAAAUCAAUAUUCUAAAAUCUUUGGAAGACAGCACUAGCCGACGUUGCUCACCAUCUUUCCUUCUCCAUUGACCCAUCACCUGUCGUAGAAGAAUCGAAAUCGUCACCAUGAGUCUAAUCGCAGGUUCAUACGAGCGAUUCAUAUGGGGAUUCAAGCUCAAACCCCUUAAACAAAGCUCCGACGGAAAAACACUAACCCUAACCCCUUUAUUCUCUUACCCUUCCCACGUUUCCUCCAUCACCACCGUAGCCGCUGCCGGACCCGCCGCAGCUUCUGGUGGCUCCGACGACACCAUUCAUCUCUACGACUUCGCCGCAGCCUCAUCUCUCGGCUCACUCAACGAUCACACUGCCACCAUUACUUCCCUCUCGUUCUUCACCCCUCCCAGCAUCUCUUUCCCUCGCAACCUCAUCUCUGCGGCCUCUGAUGGCACCGUCUGCAUCUACGACGCGGACCCCUUUGUCCUCCUUAAGACGGUUAAGGUCCAUAAGAAGGGAAUCAACGACCUCUCCGUGCACCCUUCGGGAAGGUUGGCGCUGACGGUGGGGCGAGACGAGUGUCUUGGGAUGCUCAACUUGUUGAGGGGUAGGAGGAGCUUUUUUUGCCGGAUGGGCAGGGAGGCUAGCAUGGUGGGAUUUGAUUCUACUGGGGACAAGUUCUUUAUGGUUAUGGAUGACAAGAUUUCGAUUCAUGAGACUGAGGAUGCCAGGAUUGUCUCCGAAUUGGAGAACCAGAAGCGGGUUCUCUGCGCUGCCUCCGGCGAGAGUGGUCUUCUUUUUACUGGUGGUGAGGACCGGAGUAUUGUAGCAUGGGAUACAAACAGUGGGAAGGUUGCGUACAACAUUGAAGAUGCACAUUCUUCUCGUGUAAAAGGAAUUGUUGUGCUCACUAGGAAUGCGGGUGCUGUUGCUGAUGACGACCCUUACUUAAUAGCUUCUGCAUCAUCGGAUGGGGUUAUACGAGUUUGGGAUGUUCGUAUGGCUGUUAAUGAAAAGCCAAAUCCAUUAGCCGAGGCCAAUACAAACUCAAGAAUAACUUGUCUUGCUGGAUCUUCUCUUAAAUCAACGAAAAGGCUACGACUUGGAAGCAGUGUACCAGGAGGAGAAAAUGAUGGUGUUGCUACAGAAGACAUGACAUGAUAAAUAUGGCUAGUUUGAAAACUCCUUGUAAGGUCUUUAUAUGAAUCAUGGUAUAUAUUGCCAAGGAACCGCAAUGAGUUGAGUUUUGUCACUAAAAAAUGUUGGUUCUUGUGAUUCAACAUAUCAAUUUUGCCUAUAUAUCUAUUUGAAUUAAAAUUUAGUGUAUUAUUUCCUUCUUUCU
Molecule: messenger RNA, 1358 nt
Organism: Cannabis sativa
Lineage: Eukaryota; Viridiplantae; Streptophyta; Magnoliopsida; Rosales; Cannabaceae
Exons: 3
Coding region: 146-1177 (343 amino acids)
Molecular function (GO): protein binding
Source: RefSeq, a predicted model, not a curated record